Brugia pahangi is the source of this 648-nucleotide messenger RNA. Lineage: Eukaryota; Metazoa; Nematoda; Chromadorea; Rhabditida; Onchocercidae. The record is from the annotation of a GenBank genome assembly.
AUGUGGGCGGUACCGAAAGACGGUAUUGAGUUGUUACAUGAUUGGCUGGAUGAAGUGGGUGAUACGGAUAUGAAUGUACGAAGUAAUCGUUUAGUAAAGCAGGGAAUGAUGAUAUUUGAUUGCGAUGAAAUGAUGCCCAUUUUGAAGUCUCUUUCUAAGAAAUUUCCUGUCUACAAGUUUGUUGGGAAGAUUAAGCCUCAUGUUCCAGUGAUUGAGAAAAAAGUUGAUCCCGAAUAUGAGGCUAGACUAGAAAAGUUGAGGCGAGAAGAGGAAGAUCGCGAAUAUCGUAAGAUGACACGAUCAGUUGAUCCUAACCAGAUUUAUGGGCGUGAAAACUUGUUACAUGGAUUUGCUGAAGAAAUGAAAGCAGUGAAUAGACAGUUGAUGGUGAUAUUAAAUACACUUCUCACAGUAGCUGGUGGUUUUUCAUUCGGAUAUUUUGGAAUAGGUUAUGCUUAUCCAAAUUUACAUCUGAAUGUGGCAUUUCGAGUAGCUCUUGGUCUAGUAAUUGCCACUGUUGUUUUCUUCGCAGAUCUAUACUUCAUAGUAAAAGGAAUGGAUGAUGAAGGAGAGAAACCAAUAAAGCCAAAGAAGAUGGUUGUAACAGAGAAGAUACGGAAAAGUAGUACGAUAAAGAAAAAGCAGUGA